This is a messenger RNA of Salarias fasciatus (jewelled blenny), 907 nucleotides long. It is a transcript of the gene lyrm2, whose product is annotated as LYR motif containing 2. Bases 103 to 369 code for a protein of 88 amino acids. Gene Ontology annotation, cellular component: mitochondrion. NCBI's taxonomy places the organism in Eukaryota, Metazoa, Chordata, Actinopteri, Blenniiformes, Blenniidae. The transcript has 3 exons. The record is from RefSeq and is a predicted model, not a curated record.
CUGUGGCCCUCCGGCCGCCAGGGGGAGACACGUCAUGACGCUGCGUCCCUCUGCGUCACGGCGCCGCUGAAGCUCUUUGACCCAAACACAGUGAGGGCAGGGAUGACGGUGACGAGGUUACCGGCCGCAGCGCUCUCCUUCAAACAGUUCCUACAGAGGCAGCGGGUUCUGGGGAUCUACCGGAACAUGCUCAGGACCAUCCGGCAGGUCCCGGACCAGGCAGACAGGAAGUACCUGAGAGACUGGGCCCGAGACGAGUUCAAGAGGAACAAGAGCGCCACGGACCAGGACGCCAUCCGGAUGAUGAUCACUCAGGCCAACAACCACCUGGAGGAGCUGCAGAAGUCUCUGGCUCUGGCCAGGAGCUGACCUCCGGCUACCAUGGUUACCACGGAGACCAUAUUUAUUCAACACACACACACACACACACGCACACGCUGUGAGGAGGACUUUGGCUUCAGAUGUCAUCUGCAGUGGGAACAGAGUCUGUCUGAACUGUCAGUGCAGCGGCUGCUCAGCUCCUGUCACCCUCCACCACACGGUGUCAAACAUGUGGCCCUGGGACCAGAGCCGGGUCCAGCAGGGUUCAUUAGGUGUCAAAGAGAACAUUAAAUGUGCUGUUUGUGGUGAGUGUUUGUGUCAGUUUGCUGUUUUGUGAUGAAGGUCAGAGGUCAGAGGGGUUCCACUCUUCGGUCAGUCUGUGGUGUCGGAGUUGAAUCAGCUGAUCUGAAAGUCUCUGCAUCCCACCUGCUGCUGGGAUUCGAACCGUGGUCCCACAUUCUGGGUGCAGACUUCAACCACUGCAUCUCCAAACUGAACUUCUCCGGCCAGUCCGUGGAAACAGAAGAGAGAACGUACAGUUCCUGCUCUGUCCACCAGAGGCGCUGCCCUUUAAGAGCCGAUCAAA